AUGUUAAUACGAAACAGAAGAAAACUUAUAAGUGUUGCUCUUACGUUCCUCACAUUUUGUGUGGUUUAUAUUUUGUUUAAUGAUGUUGAACUUGCGUUUGUCUCGAAAGGGGUAAUACGUAAAAAAGAACUAGAUAACAAUUUAGUGUCUCAAAUAGCGUCUGUUAAUGUGGAUGAUACAAGAGAUGCAUUAGUGGAGAAAGUUGCUCCUCCUGCAGAGUCUCAAAAAAAUGGGAAGAUUGAUGAAACAUUACGUGUACCUGGUGCAAUAAUGCCGUCGAUGCCAGAUCAAGAUGCAAAAAAAGAAUUAGGCAAUGCAUCCUGGAAAUAUUUCCAUACUUUAUUAGCAAGAUUUCCUGAUGAACCUAGCGUCAUUGAACGUGAGAAAUUGAAAAAUUUUAUUCAAUUAUAUGCAGAACUUUAUCCGUGUGGAGAAUGUUCUUACCAUUUUGUUAAAAUGAUUAAAAAAUUCCCAGUACAGACAUCGAGUAGAAAGGCUGCUGCAUUGUGGGGUUGUGAUAUACACAAUAAAGUGAAUGCUUAUUUAAAGAAGGAUAUUUAUGACUGUACAAAUAUUCUUGAAGAUUAUGACUGUGGAUGCGGAGAUGGUCCAAUUGGAGAAAACCAAUUGCUUUAA
Molecule: messenger RNA, 636 nt
Organism: Maudiozyma saulgeensis
Lineage: Eukaryota; Fungi; Ascomycota; Saccharomycetes; Saccharomycetales; Saccharomycetaceae
Source: the annotation of a GenBank genome assembly